UCAUCGCAACUCCAACUCAUCUCCCUCCUCCCCACUUUUCCAGAUCUACUCCUCCACUGCCGCCACCCAUGGCGUCUCCAGCCGGAAACCCUAAUCCCAACCCCAAUCCCCCCUUCGAGAUGGCCAUGCUCUUCCGGCCGCCGCCGCCCAACCCCGCCGCGCCCAUCUUCCCCGCCGUCGCCGGCCCGCCGCCGCCCUCCGGCCCCUACUCCUACCCCCCGGCCACCCCUCCCUUCCACCACCUCCCCUACCCCCACUACGCGCAGGACCCCAUGCCCCGCCCAGUCAUGUCCUACGCCAUGCCCACCCCAAACCCCAACCCCAACCCCAACCCCGGGGCUCGCCUCAUGCAGCUGCUCGGCAACGCCGGCUCGGGCCACCUCGAGUCCGCGGUCUCCAUGCCCCCGCCCUCGUCCGACUUCGCCGCCUCGCAGCCGCUCCAGCUCCCGGCGAUGCCGUCCGCGCCCCCGGCCAGGAUGCUCAGCACCACCAGCAGCAAGGUGCCCAGGGGCCGGCUCCUGGGCGCCGGGGACAAGGCGGUGCACAACGUUGACUCCAGGCUGCCCGGGGAGGCGCAGCCGCCGCAGCUGGAGGUCACGCCCAUCACCAAGUACACGUCGGACCCCGGCCUCGUGCUCGGCAGGCAGAUCGCCGUCAACAGGACCUACAUCGUCUAUGGGCUCAAGAUGGGCAACAUCCGCGUGCUCAACAUCAACACCGCGCUACGCUCACUGCUCCGGGGCCACACACAGAGGGUCACGGACAUGGCUUUCUUUGCUGACGACGUCCAUCGCUUAGCAAGCGCGAGUGUAGAUGGUCGGAUUUAUGUGUGGAGGAUUGAUGAGGGACACGACGAAGAAAAUAAACCACAAAUUUCAGGCAAGAUAGAAGUCGCCAUACAGAUUGUAGAUGAUGCCGAAGCUUACCAUCCAAGGAUCUGUUGGCACUCUCAUAAGCAAGAACUUCUUUUUGUUGGAAUCAGAAACUAUGUCUUAAGAAUAGACACGACUAAAGUGGGAAAGGGAAGAGACUUUAAUACGGAAGAACCUAUUAAAUGUCAUCUUGACGAGCUGAUUGAUGGUGUACGCUUAGUUGGUAAGCAUGAUGGUGACGUGACAGAUUUGUCCAUAUCUCAGUGGAUGACCACCCGACUGGCUUCAGGAUCAAAAGAUGGCACGGUAAAGAUUUGGGAUGAUCGCAAGCCAGUGCCUUUGUCGAUCCUGAAGCCACAUGAUGGUCAAGCUGUUUACUCAGUUGCCUUUCUUACAGCACCUGAGCGCCCACAUCAUAUAAAUCUUAUCACGGCAGGUCCUCUAAACCGAGAAAUUAGAAUUUGGGCUUCUACUAAUGAAGAAGGCUGGCUGUUUCCAAGCGAAUCUGAGACUUGGAAUUGCACCCAGACUUUGGAACUUGUUAGUUCUCUGGAACCUAAGGCCGAGGAUGCAUUUUUCAACCAAGUCGCAGUGCUGCCUCAAGCAAACAUUAUUUUACUUGCGAAUGCUAAGAAGAAUGCUAUUUACGCUGUGCAUGUUGAGUAUGGCCCGGACCCUGCUUCUACCCGCUUGGAUUAUAUUGCAGAUUUUACAGUUGCGAUGCCUAUUCUGAGUCUCACUGGCACACAUGAAAGCCAACCUGAUGGUGAACAGGUAGUUCAAGUCUAUUGUGUGCAAACAAUGGCCAUCCAGCAGUAUGGGCUGGAGUUAUCACUUUGUUCGCCUCCUACAUCUGAUACUACUGGACUUGGAAGAGACCCAGCUAUUUCCCGUGUUCACGAUACACCUCUGGAAGUGGCAGGAGCAGAGUCAUCCACAGGAACUAGCUUUACUGAUUCUUAUACUGUUGGUGCAUCGAGUAAACAAUCGACUAUUGAUCAGACUACAGAAUUUGAUCAUAAACCAUCAGCUCCACCACUUGCACACACAGGUGAUGGUUCUGCGCAUCUUCCUUCUGCCCCUCUUGCAGCAAACACGGAUCUUACUGGAUCAGGACCAUCACUAGGCAAUCGUGACAAAGACCAAUCAGCAUUGGAUCAUCAGACAAACCGAAGCACUGAGCCGGUUGCGUUGAUUAGGCAAGAUACACCAAUGCCAAAACCACUUCCCUUGACUAGACAAGAUACACCCAUGCCAAAGGACAGUUUUGGGAAGGAUGAAUAUAGAGACAGUCACAGUGAUGUUAAAAUGCUUCCAAAUCCUCGUAUGAUGUUUAAGGUAGGAGGCAAUGCCACUCAUCUCAUAACUCCAUCUGAAAUUAUAUCAGGUGCUCUAUCUACUGCUGAAAGCAAUCAGGUCUCUAAAUCUGAUGGCGCAAAAAUCCAGGAUGGCUCUGUUAGUAGCCCUCGGAUUACAGAAGUGGAAGCAAAACAUGUCGAUGAGAGUAAAUCUGGUCAGGAACUUGAAGCUAUCAAGGAAGCUCAAGCUGUUUGUGAAAGCUCAGAGAAAGCACAAAAUUUGUUUGAGCAAACUGUUGAAAUGGUAAGUGAGCGUUCAGUAACAACUGAUAAGUAUAGUGUUGAAGAAUCACAGCCAUCAUUGGAUAGACUGGUUCCUGACCAUACUGUUGCUGCUGGAGAAAAUGUUCUGAACAAAAGUGUGGAAAUGCCUGGCAGAAGUGAUAACUCCUCUGUGUCUAGGGACCAAUCAUCUGCCAAGGAGAAGGUUCUUCAUCUUCAAUCAUCUGGUCAAUCAUCACCUUCUGCAAGUGCAUUUAACUCAACUGAGUCUUCACAUGAACCUGUCAGCAGUGCAUACCCUCCUAUUGAUUCAUCUUCAGAAGUAGCUGAUAUGCAAAGUAUGCUUCAACAGCUAAUAAUCAUGCAGAAGGACAUGCAGAAGCAGCUAAGUACUGUCGUUAUUGCUCCCAUUGCAAAGGAAGGUAAAAGAAUUGAGACGUCGCUAGGCCGUACCAUGGAGAAAUCUAUCAAGGCUAGCAUGGAUGCCUUGUCGGCUCGUUUCCUGGAGGAGAACACCAAACGUGAAAAGGCAGAAAGGGAACGAAUGCAGCAAAUGACCACUCUCAUCUCAAGCUCAAUCAGCAAGGACCUUCCCGCUAUGUUGGAGAAGUCACUUAAGAAAGAAGUUUCUUCACUUGGACCUGUUGUUGCACGGACAAUGACACCUAUUAUUGAGAAGUCCUUGGGCUCUAUAAUUGCUGAUUCAGUUCAGAAAGCGGUGGGUGACAAGGUGGUCAAUCAGCUGGACAAGUCUGUUACUGCAAAACUUGAAGCUACAGUUGCUAGGCAAAUCCAAUUGCAAUUUCAUACAUCUGUAAAGCAGAUUCUUCAGGAUGUGUUACGCACCAGCUUUGAAUCAUUGCUUGUUCCAGCAUUUGAACAAUCCUGUAAGACAAUGUUUGAGCAGGUGGAUAGUGCAUUUCAGAAAGGAAUGUCCGAGCAUGCUGUUGCUAUUCAGCAGCAGGUUGAGGCAGCACAUACUCCAUUGGUGCUCACCUUAAAGGAAACUAUCACUUCUGCGUCGUCAAUCACCCAGAGUCUUACAUCAGAGUUACUUGAUGGCCAUCGCAAACUAUUGGCACUGGUUACAUCUGGGAACGCCAAUGCGCAAAAUACGAAUGUUUUGCAGCCCAACAAUGGCCCUAUCACUGGCCCCCCAGAGGUUGAGGCUCCAUUGGAUCCGAUGAAGGAGCUGGGAAGACUGAUAUCUGAACGCAAAUUUGAUGAGGCUUUUACAGUGGCGCUUCAAAGAAGUGACGUGUCAAUUGUGUCUUGGUUAUGCUCUCAGGUUGAUUUGCGUGGGUUAUGUACGAUGGCCCCACUUCCUCUAAACCAGGGAGUUCUUCUAGCCCUACUACAGCAGCUAGCAGUUGAUAUUUACACCGAGUCAUCCCGGAAAAUCCAAUGGAUGACAGAUGUUGCUAUGGCAAUCAAUCCGACAGACCAAGUCAUCGCCGCACACGUGAGGCCUAUCUUUGAGCAAGUCUACGCCAAAUUGGCUCACCACCGGACACUCCCCAGCACCAAUCCAGCAGAUAUCAGCAAUCUCCGCUUGCUCAUGCAUGUCAUUAACUCAGUUCUGCUUAGCUAUAAGUGAUUCCCUUUGGCUGCAGAAACUCUGGGGAGUAUGGUCUAUUCUUUCUUUGUAUAGAGAGAAAUUUUGAAAAGCAAGGGAAAUCUAGAAGGAUGAUGAAACUACCACCAGCAAAACUCGGGCGAGGGUGGAUGUGUUCCCCCUUGUGUAAAUUAGGCUUGUAUUGGACUUAAAUUGGCGUGUUUCCAUGUGAACUGUCGACAAGUCUAUUGUUCUUUUAGCGCACAGUCGUCCUUUGUAGCUCCAAGUUUUGAUAGAGUAGAAGCCGCUUGCACUAGUGACCGGCCGUUUGCUUGCACCUGAACAUGAACCGCAAGAGAUCGAUGAUCUUCAGGUGCAAAGAAAUUGUUGCUUAUUGUGUUUGUUUGUUAA
Messenger RNA from Lolium rigidum, 4418 nucleotides. RefSeq names its product enhancer of mRNA-decapping protein 4-like. The record is from RefSeq and is a predicted model, not a curated record. Gene Ontology annotation, biological process: deadenylation-independent decapping of nuclear-transcribed mRNA. Gene Ontology annotation, molecular function: protein binding. The coding region runs from base 69 to 4049 and encodes 1326 amino acids. Gene Ontology annotation, cellular component: P-body. Lineage: Eukaryota; Viridiplantae; Streptophyta; Magnoliopsida; Poales; Poaceae. The transcript is spliced from 13 exons.